Molecule: messenger RNA, 3163 nt
Organism: Brassica napus (rape)
Lineage: Eukaryota; Viridiplantae; Streptophyta; Magnoliopsida; Brassicales; Brassicaceae
Exons: 2
Coding region: 1052-2740 (562 amino acids)
Biological process (GO): spliceosomal snRNP assembly
Cellular component (GO): SMN complex; nucleus
Source: RefSeq, a predicted model, not a curated record
AUUGAUUCGAGUAGGGCCGGGCAUUUUAUCCGAUAUCCGAACAGACUUGAAAAACCCGAACCUGAAUCCGAACCGAAGUAGCAAAAUCUCCGAACGGGUUUUGUAUUAAAUAAGUUUGGGUACUCGAACCCGAUCGGAUAUAUCUGAAACCCGAAGUCAUCCAAACAUAUGUAUACUUUAAUCCAAAUCUACAUCUUUCAUCAAUAUCUUAGCCGAUUUUGGUUUAAUUAAUAUUAUAUAAAAUCAAUACCAAAUCGCUAUUUUUCCUAACCUAAACGUGUGCACAUAUAUAUAUAUAUAUAUAUAUAUACAUGAAUAUGUAUAUUUUUCUUAAACGUAAGAGAUUAAAGCACCAUCUCCAUCUCUUAUCUCUUGUCUUCUCUCUACAAGAUCUUUUUUUUUUUAAUAUUGUUCUUUUCACAAUCUAUGUAAGGUUUCUCAGAGACAUUAAUUGUUGCCGUCAUCAAUGAUAACCAUCAUAACGUCCCUGUAACAACCGGAGCCACCUCGAACCAUCUUGUUGUUCUUCAUACGAAGGGAUAGUUUCCAUCUAUGAAGCUUCUCUUGUUACUAUCGAUCAUGUUACAUAACGAAAUCAAAUGAAGAAAUUUUUUUUUACAAGAAUUAUGUGGUUUAAAUUUAUCAAAUGCUUUGAUUUUUUCGGUUAUAUCCAAAAUACUCAAACCCGAACUAAAAAUAUUUGAAUCCGAUCAGAAGUGUAGAAAUACCCAACCAGAUUUUAUACUUCUAUACCGAAAUAUCUGAUCAUCCAAAAUUUCUGAUCCGAACCCGAACGGAUAUCCCCGACCGAUAGAGUAGAUUCGAGAACAAGGCUUUUGUAGACUCCGAGCUGUUUCCUAUCGUUUUACUAUAAUACCCCCCUUUAUUAAAAAAAAAUCGUUACCGGUAAGCUAAUCAUAAAACCGGUUGAUGAUGGUUCCAGCUCUAUUUAACUGAUUCGAGAAGAAGGCUCUUGUUUCCUUUUCAGCUAUUCAUCUUCUUCAUUAAAGGGUUUUGCGCUCAUCUGUUUCUCUCUUUCUCUCUCCCCGUGAUGACGACGAGAUCUGAUUCCGACGAAUGUCUUGCUCAGAACCCACUAACCUCCUCUGAGAAAGCUUCGAUUUUUCGAGAUGGGUUUUCACAAGAGUCGCUAAAGGCCGUUUCUUUGCCGCCACUAGAGAAGGAGGACUCUGUUCGCGAGAUGAUGAGCUCAGAGAAGGAAGUAAAGUCUCCUCCUUUGGCUUCUGUUCUUGAGAAAGAUGAAGAAACCAUCCGUUCGGAAUCUGCUGAAGCAUCUUUCUCCAAAGAACGCGAGUCUAUGGACGUGGAUUGUCAUGGAGUCUUCUCUGUUCCUGAAACCACCUCUGCGCUUCUUGAAGAAGAUGGGAUCCUUGAGGAGCGGCAACGGGUCAAAGAAACGUCUGCAGAAGCCGAUCAAGUUGGAAAUGAUGUGCACAAGAUGGAGGAAGCUGUUGAGGCUGAUGGGUCCGUUGUUUGUAUCUCUGAGAAGAAGGGACAAGAAGAUUCCGAUGUUCAGGCUGACGUGGACACGCUUGCAAUGGCUUCUGAUGUCCGUAUCAUCGAAAAGAACGGGAACCACCAGCAUCAGAAGGUGGAGAGAGUGAGAGUCAAGGACAACGCUUUCGUUGGGAGAUCGGUGAAGAUCGAUGUGGUUGAUGACACUGCGUUGCUCAACGUUGUUCCUUUCUCCAAGAAGGCUAAAGACCAUCCUAAGCAUAAGAAAAACGGAGGGAAACACAUUGUUGGUGAGAAGGGAAAUGCUUCAAAGGAUGUUGAAGGGAAUGAGUUGAGGAUAAUGUACUCUUUAAGCCAGAUGAAGUCGAUGAGGUAUGCUAACAUGGGGAAUCAGAAGAAACUAUGGUGUGACGUGUACGCCAGGCUGCUGCCUGACCUGGUGAAUGAGUACGAAGGUCUAGUAGUUAGCUUGAAGAAUCAGAAGAAUUCAAAGUCUAACAUGAGGGAGAGCGGCAUAGGCACCAAAGAAGUUAUAGAUGAUUUAACUCUUGAAGAAGUAGGAGAAGAGGAGUACAGUGAAGAGAAUGACGAUUACAAUAGCAUUUUGAAACCUGCGUUUGCGGUUGAUGGAGAACCUGAUUUUGAAUCUGGACCACCAGAAGAUGGCUUUGAAUACUUGAGACGAGUCAGGUGGGAGGCUAAGCGUGUUCCAAAUGUAAAAGUAGCCAAGAUAGAUGAAAGCAAGUACAUAACCAAAGAGCAAAGUGUUUACAUGCCACAGAUACCUGAAAUCCCCAAGUGUCCAGAGCACUUAUUACCUCUCAAGGAAUGGGAAGACUCAUUGCUUUCUGACUUCUCACACCUUCGCUCGGUACUUGAUGAGACCAUGCCAUCAAAUCAGUCCAUAGAAGAUGUGCUCAUGGAGAUAUUCAACAAGCGUCUCCACACUGUUCCAGAUGAGUCAUUUGGUGGGUUGGUUUCAGACAUACAAGGAAUGGACUCGGUGACGCAAGUAUCAAGGUUGAAAAAACGUAUAGUUUUGGUUGAGAAGGAGAGCCGGUUAGAGAGGAGUGACUGCAAAUGGGUGGUAGCGUUAUGUGCAUCGGUGGAGACUCCUUUGGAUGGUGAUACUUGCGCUUGUCUCAGGGCUUUUCUGAGGAAGUGUGCGAGUCUUCGUGCGUUAGAGGUUGAAGAUGAACAAGUUAUCAUCAUGGCUAAUAUGCUCAUCACCAUCGCAGGCAGAUACUUUGGCCAAAUGAAGUAAGAGACGAACUUAGUUGACAAUUGAUGCUAUUUACUUUGAAUCAUUGCAUGAGAAUAUAUUAUCAAAAAAAAUCAUUGCAUGAGAAUAAAAUUUAUGACUAAUUUAUUGUUUUAAAAAUAUAAAAUAUUAUUUUCAACAGCAAAAAUAUAAAAUUAUAGAUAUAAUAUAAUAUCCACAAAUAAAAAAAAUUAUGUAUUGUUUUUUUUUGUAAACCAGAAAAAAAAUUAUGUAUUGUUAAAAAAAUUAUGUAUAAAUCACUUAUAACUAUGGCCAUUAUGUAUAUUGAUUAAGGUACUUUAUUUCUACAUCAUACUGCAUUAUGUAUAGAACAAUACAAAAGGUUAUGUAAGAUAGAGAAUAUAUAUGCUUGUUUUGAAACGCUCCCAGACACUCUUCUCGAGAACGGUCCUUAACCUUUUCAGC